This is a messenger RNA of Galendromus occidentalis (western predatory mite), 930 nucleotides long. RefSeq names its product proclotting enzyme. Gene Ontology annotation, molecular function: serine-type endopeptidase activity. Bases 1 to 930 code for a protein of 309 amino acids. The transcript is spliced from 6 exons. Lineage: Eukaryota; Metazoa; Arthropoda; Arachnida; Mesostigmata; Phytoseiidae. The record is from RefSeq and is a predicted model, not a curated record. Gene Ontology annotation, biological process: proteolysis.
AUGGAUCAACAGACCUGUGUUACGGAAUUCGGGAACGUCAUCCUAGUCGUGUCAUACAAUGACGAAUGCGGCCUCGAGUUCAGUCGAUCAUUUCGUAUAGUCAAUGGAAAGGAUGCUGCGGAGAGUUCACAUCCAUGGCUGGUGGCAUUGUAUCGGGAAAACGCUUUCCAGUGCGGGGGGGCUCUCAUCACCGACCGCUACGUGCUGACAGCGUCCCAUUGUUUUCGACCAGACGACGAGAAGGAUAAAUUGAGCGAAGCAGCAUUUUUCGCUGUGAUGGGUACGAAUAAUUUGACGGAUACGGAACAGCGUGUCGUCCGACGCGUUUGUCGAGUAGCGACGCAUGCUCAAUACGUAGCGAGUAAUUUCCACAAUGACAUCGCGCUAGUCGAGCUGAGCGAGCCAGUGGAUAUCACGGGGAAACGCUUGCGCACUUUAUGCCUUCCCGAAGGCCUCGGACAGGAGCCGAUGAAUAUGAGUGAUCGCCGAUUCAUAAUUGCUGGUUGGGGAUCGGUGGACCCUUUCCAAAUAGUUUUGACAAAUGUUCUAAUGCAAAUUGAAAUAACGGGAGGAUCGAUCGCCAAUUGCAGCAAGCAGUUCUCAUCAUUCUUGGACUUCGAUCCGAAAAUUCAGUUUUGUGCCGGCGAUAUUCGGAAAAACGUGAAGGACGCAUGUCAAGGUGACAGUGGCGGUCCUCUGAUCCAGCGCCGUGAAAGCGACGGCAGGUUUGAGAUCGUCGGAAUCACAUCAUUCGGCGUGGGCUGCGCCACAGAAGGCCUACCAUUCGGCGGUUACGCUACCGUGACUUCUUAUCUCCCGUGGAUCAAUGUGACACUACACGCAUUGCGAGAUUCCGCGCGAUCCUGUCUCUUUGAGGAAAAAGCCCUGGACACAGCCCCAUACGACGACUUAAUGCAGAUUUCUCCAUGA